AUGCGGCUAAGCUGGGCGCUUGGCCUCGGCCGCGUCGAAUCCGUCGACUACUAUGCCGGCGUCCUUGUGCCUCUGGAGGAGGCUCAUCUGCACAGCCACUCGGCCCGCACGGGCCGCGUGGAAUUCGAGGCUCGCGACUUUGCGCUCGACGACGACGACGACGACGACGACGUUGACGCAACCGGCGCCGGCAAGCAUCGCGGCGACGAGGAGCGCGAGGGCAUGCUCGAGAUGGACGCCGCCGAGUACAGCAUCGACGGCCUGCGCAAGGCGAUGCGCGACGGUCGCCGCGGCCAGUGGAGCGCAUACGAGAUCAAGUCCAAGCUCAUCAACAAGGCCAUCCAGGACAUUGGCAUGGGCUCGUACAACUGGCAGCUCUUUGUCCUCUGCGGCUUCGGCUGGUUCGCGGACAAUCUCUGGCUGCAGGGCGUCUCGCUCACGCUGCCCUCCCUGUCGGCCGAGUUUGGCAUCGACGAAAAGACGGUGCGCUACACGACCAGCGCCUGCUUCGUCGGUCUCUCCGUGGGCAGCUUCCUCUGGGGCAUCGGAUCCGACUUCUUCGGCCGCCGCAUUGCCUUUAACCUGACGUUGCUCAUCACCAGCGUCUUUGGCGUCAUGGCUGCCUAUGCGCAGACCUGGGGCGGCGUCUGCUUCUUCUUCGCCGCCUUUGGCUUUGGUGUCGGCGGGAAUCUGCCCGUCGACGGCGCGCUGUUCCUCGAGUUCCUCCCUGACGCGUCGAGCUCUCUGCUCACACUCUUGUCUGUCUGGUGGCCCAUUGGCCAGCUGGUCUCGUCUCUCGCAGCUUGGUACUUUAUUGCCCAUUGGCCUGUUGAGCAGGGGUGGCGCUACUUCAUCGUCACCAUUGGCAUCGCCACGUUUGCCAUGUUUAUUGUCCGCUUCUUCAUUUUCCACCUACUCGAGUCUCCAAAGUUUCUCCUAAACAAGGGUCGCCAGAACGAAGCUGUGGCAGUCAUUCACGCCUUGGCGUACAGGAACGGCUGCAAGACCUGGCUCACAUCGGCCAUUCUCGACGAGGUCGCUGCCGAGGACUACCAGCGCGCCGGCUCCUCUUCUACUCAACAGCAAUUUAAAACUACCCCCACCACGAACGCUCUCGUGGCCAAGUUGAAGGGGUUCUCGGCCGACCGAAUCCGGCCUCUAUUCCAGACCAAGACACUUGGUCUCGCCACUGCGUUGAUUUGGUUCUGCUGGGCCAGUAUUGGCAUGGGCUACCCCCUCUUCAACGCAUUCUUACCCCAAUACUUUGCUCGUACCAACGGCGCCCAAGACGGCGGCGUACCGUCCGAGACAUCCCCCAUCUCCGACGUAACCUACCGCAACUAUGCCAUCACGUCCAUCAUGGGCGUGCCCGGCAGUAUCCUUGCCGCCUAUCUCGUCGACCACCCUUCGCCGUUCCUCGGCCGCCGCGGGACUCUGGCAAGUUCCACCUUGCUCUCUGCCAUUUUCCUCUUCUUCUUUGUCCUGUUUGGCACCACCCCCACCUCGCAGCUCUUCUUCUCCUGCGUGGAAGCCUUUAGCCAGAACAUCAUGUACGGCGUCUUGUAUGCCUUUACGCCCGAAAUCUUUCCCGCGCCGGUGCGAGGAGCGGGCAGCGGCAUGGCUAGUUUCUUGAACCGCGUGACGGGUCUCAUGGCACCCUUGCUGGCCGCCAACAUGCCUGGCGAUAGCGCCAGCGCUCCCAUCUACUUAUCCGCAGUGCUUAUUCUCGCGGCGUUUGUGGCCAUGUGCCUGAUUCCCAUUGAGACGCGAGGGGCACAGCGUCUAUGA
Cordyceps militaris CM01 is the source of this 1788-nucleotide messenger RNA. Its product is annotated as sugar transporter. Bases 1 to 1788 code for a protein of 595 amino acids. The record is from RefSeq and is a predicted model, not a curated record. NCBI's taxonomy places the organism in Eukaryota, Fungi, Ascomycota, Sordariomycetes, Hypocreales, Cordycipitaceae. Gene Ontology annotation, biological process: transmembrane transport. The transcript has a single exon. Gene Ontology annotation, molecular function: transmembrane transporter activity.